AACCGCGCAGAAAGAGACGCCCGACUCUUUGCAGCGUCGGUCUCUGAGGCCAGCCGCAUUCCUUUCCCCGGCCGGCCGCCUGUGUCUCGCUGCCAGGUGGCUGCUGUGGCAACCGAAACGCCUCCAACGACCGGCCAAAGUCGCUUCCGCCGGAGAUCGAAGGGCACCGCUGGGCUCCGGCCCGCUUCCACCUUAAUCAGCACCAAACAUAGUGCUACAAUGCAGGACGGCUUCGAGAAAAAAGAUGGAACUUCUGGAAAACAUAUUAUAAAUCCAAAGGAUCUGAUAGAAUUAUUUGAUGAUGAGAAAGAAGAGAAAAGGGAUAAAGCAGCACAUAUCAUUCAAAAAACCUGGAAAAAAUGGCUGGAUAUGGGUGUAUUUGAAUACUAUAAAGAGCUUAUAGGCUUUAAGCAGUAUGGGGAACCUUCCCAUCUUAUGAAGUACAUUGAGCCUAGAGAGGCAGAAUUUUUAGAUGCUGCAGCAGGAGUUCAUAUUAAAUUCAGACUAGGUGGGGAAAAGUUUCCUCCCAGCAUAUACUAUAAAAUAUUUACUCAUAGACCUAUUGUGGAUUUAUGCGCAAAUAGUCCCAAAGACUACGCGAAGAUUGCAACCAAACCAAAUCCAAGAAAGUUGGAGAAAGGAAGCGUCAGUGAAAGUACUGAUGACUGGUAUAAACGCAUCGAGAAUAAUGGAUGGAGACUUCUUUCCAUUAGAUAUUGGAAGGGUGUGGACCCUUUAACAACGAAAGACAAUACAAAAAUCCAGGAAUUCCAUCAUUCUCCUCAGCAGAGGAAACGGAACAUGGUGAAAAGAAGAAAGGCAAGAAAAAUCGAAUGGCUGCAAAAAAUGUACUUUGGCAAAAAUCUGCAAGUUAAAACAGAGAAUCCUGAGGCAACUGCUUUAAUUCAGAGAGCAACAGAAGGGCUAAUCAAGUCCCUGGAGAAAGAAGGAAUAGAUCAAGUGAUGGAAUGGGAAGUAGAUGAGAUGUUAAAGUGGACAAAUGCAUUGAAUUAUGACGAAUAUGUUAAACUAUGGAAAGAAGUUGGAACAAGCAAGACUUCAGAAAGUUUUCAAGCUUUCCAGUUUACUCAACAACACUAUAACGUUUCUGAACUGAUACCAAAGAACAUUCAAGAAAUAAUGAAAUCUCAGCUAAUGUAGACUAAAAAGAGACCUAUUAUCAACUCACUCUAAUAGAUGCAGAAGAAAAAAAAAACACAUCUGGCAACUGAAUAUUCAUCAGUCACAACAGUAUCAACAUAAAACUUCAGGAGACAAAAAUAGAAACUUGGUAUAAAAAGAUGAAAUCUAUGCAUUUGUCAAGUUAAUGUGCCUUAACACAUUAACAUAAAAUGUAAUGAAUGUAAAAAAAAUUGAAAUUAAAUUUAUUUAGUUUCCUAGUGAACUUAUUUUGUGAUAGAUGACAUGUCUGUUGCAAUAUACACAAUUUGUAACAUUUCUUAAUUCUCCAAGAUUUAGUUUUAAUCAUUAUUUUUUUUGAUUCUGACAAGCUUAAGGUAUUACAUGUAAGUGAGCAAAGAUAUGGAAACAACACAAUCACAUAUUAUUGUUCAAAUAGUGAUAACAGAAGGUGGUCCCUGCUGAGGUUUGGCAUUGAUCUAUAAACAACUUGAGUGACCAUUAAUCAGUAGCUGGAAAAUUUGAGCAUUCAAGUCUCUCUGCUGAAAUC
Ahaetulla prasina is the source of this 1690-nucleotide messenger RNA. RefSeq names its product chromosome 5 C11orf65 homolog (gene C5H11orf65). The coding region runs from base 220 to 1161 and encodes 313 amino acids. The transcript has 10 exons. Lineage: Eukaryota; Metazoa; Chordata; Lepidosauria; Squamata; Colubridae. The record is from RefSeq and is a predicted model, not a curated record.